AUGGCCAUCGCAUCCUCGUCAUGGGCGAGUGUCCGUCGCUUCGCACAUCGAUUUCGGGAGGUUAUUGGACAUACUUGGUAUCUUGGGCUCACGGCAUUUGGGGGUCCACCUGUGCACUUUAAGAUCUACCAAGAGAUAUUCGCUCUCUGCCAAGCGCUCUCCGGACCAGCCAGCACAAAGCUACUAUACUCUAUGGUUCUCAUCCACUAUGGCUUCCUACCAGCUGUAUUAGCACUUCUUACCUGGAGUCUUCCUGGUGCUCUAGGCAUGUACGGCCUUUCCGUCGGCGUCUCUCACAUCGGCGAAACUCUUCCACGGCCAGUCUACGCGCUCCUUUCUGGGCUCAACGCUGCUACAGUUGGCAUUAUUGCGCUUGCCGCCGUCCAACUGGCUCAAAAGUCUAUCACGGACAAAUUGACUAGGAUCCUAGUCUUCCUAGGUGCAUGUGCAGGGUUGAUGUAUAAUGCCUUGUGGUACUUCCCAUUGUUGAUGUUCCUAGCGGGUAUUAUGUCUGUUAUUUACGAUUAUCGUGUUCUCCAUCCUGCUGCGAGAUGCAUCAUGAGCCUAGUGGGUAAGAAAAGGCAACCAAGCAUUGAAGAGGAGGACAUGGAAAUACCCACCAGGACAUCAGAAACAGAAGAUGCAGAUCGGGUUCAAGCAGGAAAGCCACGUUCAAGUCAGCUAACGGUCAAACGUGGCGAUCCAUCAUCCCUAGCGUCCGUCACGGAACCAUCAGGAGAAACUGGGGAGCGUCGCAUCAUUCCCCCUGCCCGAUUGAUCAACAUAUCCUGGCAAAUAGGCACCAUAAUAGUGGUCUCAUUCUUCGUCGUAUUCAUCGCUAUCAUGGUCCUUCGAGCAACUCUACCUAAUCGCCCUCUCUUAUUCCGUCUCUUCUCCAACAUGCUCCUCGCCGGUACCAUCAUCUUCGGAGGUGGCCCGGUUGUCAUUCCCCUACUCCGAGAAUACGUCGUGAGUGAAGGCUGGGUUUCUCCUCGGGAUUUCCUGAUUGGUCUUGCUAUCAUACAAUCUUUUCCGGGCCCCAAUUUCAAUUUUGCCGUCUAUUUGGGUGGGCUCACUGCGGUCUUUGGCGGAUACAAUACUGCUCUCGGUGCUAUCUUGGCAUAUUUGGGGAUAUUUUUGCCCGGUAUCAUACUUGUACAUGGAACUAUGGGCCUCUGGAGCGCGAUUCGAGCUCGACGAUGGGUUAAGAGUGGACUUAGGGGUGUCAAUGCCGCAGCCGUUGGUCUAAUUUACACUGCCGUGUAUAGGUUGUGGCAGAUUGGGUUUGUCGACGCUGGAUUCGCGUCAGGCAAGAGUCUGGGUGAUGACCCGUGGUGGGUCGUUGUUUGUGCAACGAGUUUUGUUGGGGGGAUGUGGUUUAAUGUCAUCCCGCCGGUGGCAAUUCUUUUAGGUGGGGUUUUGGGAAUGGCCAGAUAUUUGGUUGUGACUUCGUAG
Molecule: messenger RNA, 1455 nt
Organism: Venustampulla echinocandica
Lineage: Eukaryota; Fungi; Ascomycota; Leotiomycetes; Helotiales; Pleuroascaceae
Exons: 3
Coding region: 1-1455 (484 amino acids)
Biological process (GO): chromate transport
Molecular function (GO): chromate transmembrane transporter activity
Source: RefSeq, a predicted model, not a curated record